This is a messenger RNA of Magnolia sinica, 1030 nucleotides long. Its product is annotated as ethylene-responsive transcription factor ERF011-like. Gene Ontology annotation, biological process: regulation of DNA-templated transcription. The coding region runs from base 1 to 507 and encodes 168 amino acids. The record is from RefSeq and is a predicted model, not a curated record. Lineage: Eukaryota; Viridiplantae; Streptophyta; Magnoliopsida; Magnoliales; Magnoliaceae. The transcript is spliced from 2 exons. Gene Ontology annotation, molecular function: DNA-binding transcription factor activity; DNA binding.
AUGGAAGGAGACUGUUGCUCCAGCACAGACUCGCAGCAGCAGCAGCAGCAGCAGCAGCAGCCAAGAGAGAGAGGGAAAUCGGUAGCUGCAGGAGCACAGAAAGAGAAGCAAUACAGGGGCAUCAGGAUGAGGAAGUGGGGGAAAUGGGUGGCUGAGAUUAGAGAACCCAACAAGAGAUCGAGGAUCUGGCUUGGAUCUUACUCUACGCCGGUUGCCGCUGCCCGGGCCUACGACACGGCCGUCUUCUAUCUCCGGGGCCCAUCUGCUCGCCUCAAUUUCCCGGAAUUCGCCGGGGAAGAUGAUGAUGAGCUGCGCGAUAAGUCAGCGGCGUCGAUAAGGAAGAAGGCGACCGAGGUUGGAGCUAGGGUUGAUGCCGCCGAGGCCGGGAUCGUCGCCGCAUCGGCAGCAGCUACGGCGGGGGAGUUCCGUUGUAGUAGGAAAUUCAAGAAGCCGGAUUUGAAUGAGGAGCCUAAGGACGAAGAUUCAGACGAGAAUUACGAUGAGUGAGGUGUGGAGUGGAUGAUGUCUACCGCGUGUGACCCAGCUGUUGAUCCAAAGGGCUGGAUUUCUCGAGGGUAUCAUGAUGGUUGGACCAGGUCGCCACGUGUCAGAGGAUGAGUGCCCAAGGUAGGGAACGGCGUUGGCCAACCUUGGCGGGCUGAUGUAUACGUGGAUUGGUUUCGAGUCGCUGCGGAUGACGUGCUUGUGGACAAGAGAGAGAGAGAGAGAGAGAUGUGGGUGGACUGAGCUAUUGAAAUAUGACGCAUUAUGCUGUGGUCCAAUUGGGUGGAUGUGGGGUCAUGCGUGCACAGGCCGUUUCCAUCGUUGAUGAGAUUUUCAAAGUGGGUGGAUUUUAUUUUAUUUUAUUUUUAGUUACGGAAGUUAUUUAUACUCUGGUGGAGUGGAAUGGUUGAUACACAGGCACCCUAAACUGUACGCUCUUCAUACAUCGACUCAAAUGAAACAUGUCACAUUGCGGGACCUACAAUGGCGGGGAACGUAUCUGAAAAAUCAGAUUAGUUGGACGGUA